CAUUUGAUUCACCUGCCGGUCUCACUGCAGAUACAAAAUCGUCGCUCACCAAUCCAAGUACACAUCGUGCAUCGUCAGUUGUUCCAAAAACACCUCGUGCAUCAUCAGUUGUUCCAAAAACACCUCGUGCAUCAUCAGUUGUUCCAAAAACACCUCGAUUACCUACAGCUAGUAAGACUCAAUCUGAAUUAACAUCGCCAACUGAAUUAACAAAAGACGUAAUAUCAAGCG
This is a messenger RNA of Didymodactylos carnosus, 231 nucleotides long. The record is from the annotation of a GenBank genome assembly. Lineage: Eukaryota; Metazoa; Rotifera; Eurotatoria; Philodinida; Philodinidae.